AUGAUAUUAAAUAAGUCCUUAAUUUAGAAAAAGAAAAAUCAAUUUGAAAAUGACUGAUAAAACUCCAUCCAUCCCAAAAAUUGCACGUGUGUAUUCUCAUGUGUUUGACCAGUAAACAUUCAAAAUUCAAACCCCCCAAAUUAGUGGUGGAACCUAAUUUGUUUGUGUUUGCUGAGAGGGGGUGGGGGCUAUUACCCCCCAAUUCCCAAAUCUCCUCUUCUCUGGAAAUUUCUAGUCUUGCCGUUUCAGCGAUCCCAACCGCCAUAUCUGAACAUCGGCAGAUAUAUUUGUGUUUUUCAUGUUUAAUCAGAUGUAAAUCCAGAAAUUUUGUUCUCGCUUUGAUCAGUGAUUCGUCGGUCGAAUCGUUGCUGAAGAUUCUUGUUGACGACCAUCAUGUUCGUUUGGAUGUGAAUAGAUGCACGGGGAGUGAUGAUAUUAUCUUUUGUUUACAAGAACCUUCCGGAUUUACUUCACUUAAACCAGGGAGAUGCCUAAUUAUUUUUCGAAACUUCGUGGUGCAAUCUGGCAAGGAGCGUGGAGAUCGGUAUCUGGUAAAGAAAUUCGUAUCCAAGAUCAGGUUGUAGAUGUUUUGAUUGGCCAAGGAAAAUUAUUGCUUGGCCAGUCGAGGCUGUUACAUUCCUUACCCUCUGGAGCAUUUGCCGACCUGCAUGUAUUUAUUCGGCCCGGCACGAUUGCUGCUGCUCAAGCUAAUUUGCAUUCAGCCAGUCAAAGGAAGAGCCUUUCAGUUGUUGGAGCAUUUUCUCGUUCGAUUUCUCUACCAUCUGUUUCAGGGUGUCACGUUGAUUGUUUGCUAUCCGAGCCUAAUCAGGUUCUUGGAAUCAACACUCAAAAGGGACUUAUGGCUGCCUGUGGGUCCAGAUCAGCGCUUAUCGACUGCUCUAUCAGUAAUUUGACUUGUAUUCCUGGUCAACGUGGUGCGGCUGCAUAUCAUUCUUCCAGCGCUCGCAUUAUAAAUAGCUUUGAAAAUGUUGGAAAAUUUACGAUGAGUUUGAGCCGUAAGGAGCAGCCGAAUAACUUCUUGCUCUAUGGAUAUUUCGUAUACAAUGUCGUCAAGAGAAAGGGCAACGGAAAUCCACUCCUCGGGUUUGGUUUUGAGGGUUUCCAUAACAUAUCACCAUCAUAUUCAUCUGCUAGCACCGCAGCAGACGUAACCUUCGACAAUCCUAUCAAGGAGGAACAGCAUUCAAAUUCCGCAGAUUCAUCCAAUCUGAAUAUUCCGAUCGACAGAACACUGAAACUGAAAUCAGGAUCAUGCUACCUGCCACAUCCCGACAAAGAAGAAACUGGAGGAGAGGAUGCUCAUUUCAUUUGUAUAGACGAACAAGCAAUUGGUGUAGCUGAUGGUGUAGGUGGAUGGGCUGAUUUGGGUGUUGAUGCAGGAAAGUAUGCGCGCGAACUCAUGUCAAAUUCAGUUUACGCAAUACAAGAAGAACCACGGGGUUCCAUCGACCCAGCCAGAGUCUUGGAGAAAGCCCACACUAAGACGAAAGCAAAAGGCUCAUCUACUGCUUGUAUUAUUGCUCUCACCAAUCAGGGACUCCAUGCGAUUAAUUUAGGGGAUAGUGGGUUUAUGGUGAUUAGAAACGGAUGCACGGUUUUCAGAUCACCUAUUCAGCAGCACGAUUUCAAUUUUACUUAUCAAUUGGAGAGUGGGAAUGCUGGUGAUUUGCCUAGCUCUGGACAGGUGUUUACGAUACCCGUUGCUCCAGGGGAUGUUGUAAUUGCAGGGACAGACGGGCUUUUCGACAACUUGUAUAACAACGAUGUUACGUCUGUUGUGGUUCAUGCUAUGAGAGCUGGUUUAGGUCCUCAGGUUACAGCACAGAAGAUAGCAGCACUGGCAAGACAACGAGCACAAGACAAAAACAGGCAGACCCCUUUCUCUGCAGCUGCACAAGAAGCCGGUUUCCGUUAUUAUGGUGGCAAACUCGAUGACAUCACCGUUGUCGUUUCUUACAUCACAAACGACCACAAUGAAGGCCUUUCAGCCAAAUGCUCGUAACUAGAGACAUUAUUUCUACAUGGAAGUGAUGGUGACGGUUUGAUUCUAUCAUUUCUCGAAGGUUCGAUUGCUUAAAAUCUCUUGGUGAUGGCCAAGCUUGGCAACUCUUGUAUAUAAAUCUAGUCUUUUGCUUUUUCUUUUUUCUUUGUGAUUUUUUUUUAAACCCCACAAACUGAAAAUUGGAUAGGACUAUGUGUACAGAUAAAAUAGUGAGAAAUGAGAAAGUUUAUACAUGUUUUUGAUUUUGUCCU
Erythranthe guttata (spotted monkey flower) is the source of this 2274-nucleotide messenger RNA. RefSeq names its product putative protein phosphatase 2C 55. Lineage: Eukaryota; Viridiplantae; Streptophyta; Magnoliopsida; Lamiales; Phrymaceae. Gene Ontology annotation, biological process: protein dephosphorylation. Gene Ontology annotation, molecular function: protein serine/threonine phosphatase activity. The record is from RefSeq and is a predicted model, not a curated record.